Messenger RNA from Sphaerulina musiva SO2202, 357 nucleotides. RefSeq lists its product as uncharacterized. The record is from RefSeq and is a predicted model, not a curated record. The transcript has a single exon. NCBI's taxonomy places the organism in Eukaryota, Fungi, Ascomycota, Dothideomycetes, Mycosphaerellales, Mycosphaerellaceae. The coding region runs from base 1 to 357 and encodes 118 amino acids.
AUGCAAGCUUCGCCAUUGGCAAUUGCACGCGCGAUAAACUUGGAUGUCCAACAGCUGACAGCUCAGAGGCCACUGCGAGCCUCACCAUUGGAUAUUCCAUCCGCGAUGGAUUUCAACAGGCGGCCAAUGGCUCAGAAGCAAGUGCAAGCUCCGAUAUGCCCACGAUCAGGCGCGACGAUAUUCAGUGUACAGUCAACAGCUCAGCAAGCACAUUCCGACGCCACAGAACAUGGUGCAUCGCAUCGUGGCAACGAUGAGAACCGCACCCCAGCAAUGGCUUCGACCUUUCAGUCUCGUGGGACCAAUGCCGUCAGCAGCAAAGAUGGCAAAACACCAUUCGAGGCUAGGGCCAGCUGA